Messenger RNA from Struthio camelus australis, 1377 nucleotides. NCBI's taxonomy places the organism in Eukaryota, Metazoa, Chordata, Aves, Struthioniformes, Struthionidae. The record is from RefSeq and is a predicted model, not a curated record.
UGCUUCGAGGUGGACGACGGGCCUGGGCUCUGCGAGCGGCUGCGGAGCCGGGGGUGCUCCCUGUGGGUGCCCCCCACCAAGGUGAGCGACGACAGCGGCUCCGUCACCUACGGGGUGGUGAGCUCCGUCGUGGGCAACAUCAGCCAUACCCUGCUCGACCGAUCCCGCUACCGGGGGCCCUUCCUGCCUGGCUUCCAGGCAAUCCCAGGAACCCCCCUAGAUGUUGAGGAUCAGAUUGAAAUCACCCACUUCGACCACAUCACGUGCGUCUGCUCACGGGGCAGCGCCAGGGCGGCUCUGCGCUGGUACCAGCAAUGCUUCGGAUUCCAGCGCUUCCAGCUGAACCCGCAGGAGACCCUGUCUGAGGGGUACACAAUCAGCGGGCAGGGGGUCGGCAUGCUCCUCCUGGCACUGCAGAGUGCCAAGGGCACCGCAGCCCUGCCACCCCACAACUGCAAACUCAUCCUCGUUGAGUCCCUCUCAGAGGGCGGCACGAACCAAGUCGAUACCUUCCUGGAGCAGCACAGAGGAGCUGGGAUCCAGCACAUCGCCCUCUGCACCCCAGACAUCGUCAACACAACCAGGGCCUUGAAGCAGGCCGGCGUGCGGUUCUUCAUGCCCCCUGCCACCUAUUACAGCCAGGGGGGCAAAGAGGAAGAGAUCCGGGGGGCUGGGCAAGACCCCCGUGCACUGGCAGAACUGGGCAUCCUGCUGGAUGCUGCGGUGCCUGGGGAUGGUGAGGAAGGCUGGCUGGGUGCAGACACUUCACAGAGCUCCCCCUCACAGAAGAAAUAUUUAAUGCAGAUCUUCACCCAUCCCAUCUUCCCCGAGGAGACCUUCUUCCUGGAGCUCAUUGACCGGCGGGGGGCCCCGGGCUUCGGGGAAGCCAAUAUACGGGCACUGUGGAAAGCUGUGCAGGUCCAUAUGGCCCAGCAGCAGUAGUGGCAACUCCUCAAGCUGCCUCCUGUCCCCCCGGCCCAACCCUGGGGAUGGGACCCCCCUGCAGUGAUACCGACACACAACGGCAGACGACUGACGGGGGCAGGGACUCUAGGAAGUCUGAUCCAACGCAAAGCCAAGCUCAGCUCAAGGCUGGGUCCAUCUGAGCUCUGAACAUCUCUGAGGAUGGAGAUUUGAUUUCUCCUCUCCCUAGACUCCCCUUCCCACAUUUUAUCUCCAUCUUGUGCAGACUUUUUUGCCUUAAUUUAACCUUAAUCUAAGCAGACUUGUGUCUGCUGCAAGCCAUGCAGGGAUGAAGCCCCAGAGGUGAGGGGCUGCCGGAGGGAAGGGAGCAGGCACAGACACUGCAGCCAUGUGGGGGUUAUGGCCUGGAGCACCUGGAGCUCUGCUACAGUGACUUCCUCUUAAUUACCUCAA